AUGGUUGACGUCGUCUCAAUAGUCGUGGCGUGCAUCUCGCUCGUCGGCGCAGUAUUGGCAGCAGCUUUCACAGCAUACUCCGCCUACCUCUCUGAUGAACGGAAACGCCAGCAGGAGCUUACGAAAUUCUUUGGCAAAUAUCGGGAUGCUCUACUGCUGGCAACGCAGGACCUGCAGUCACGUUUCUGCAAUAUCACGGACUAUCAUGUUAUGGAUUGGUAUCAUCGAGGUGGUCGCGAGAAGGAGAGUUUGCUCCUCUAUACUUCUUUCGUGGUAGGACAGUUUCUAUGUUGGAUCUACAUCAUACGGAAACAGGCUCAAUUCUUACAAUAUGAGACCGACAAAGCGACAAGGAAUAAGGACCUUACCAAGGCCAUGUCCAAGAUCACUUACGAAUUUGCCACAGACCAGUACGAUUCGGAUGGCAUGCCCUUUAUGCUAUGGCGAGGUGACCAGAUGUCGAUCGGAGAACUAAUGCUGGCCGCCGGCACUGGAGAGCCCCAUCCGAUGGGCUACAACGCAUUCCAUCAGAAAUGGACAGAAGGUGGCAAGGUCCCAGCAGCACCACAACGAAAUCCGGAGACCGGAGAAAUGGAGACACAUGCAGAACUUUGGUCAGGUCAAUUUCGAACGUGGUUCCGCCCCAUCAUCGACGGCGUAGUCAUGCUCGGGGAAGCGCAUGCGGCAAACAAUGACCUCGAGCAUCCCCAGGAAUGGAUCCCACUUCGUAACCAAAGGUUGAGGAGAUUGCAGCACCGACUUGUCGAUCUCAUGGACUUGCUUGAUCCUGAAGGUCUGCGCUCGGAGGCAAAUUGGAUGAAACGCUGUAACCGGGCUGUGGAGUGUGAAUGUCAAUUCUAUGCAAGAGAGGCAGGCAUCAAGUCAACCAAGGCGAUCGUCGGAGUCGUCGAACAGGCGUGUGCGGUCACCAGCACGGAUGAGGACGCCUUCACGACAUUGACAAAUCAUGUGGCCGAGCGUCAUCGUAAAUAA
Recurvomyces mirabilis is the source of this 993-nucleotide messenger RNA. RefSeq lists its product as uncharacterized. The transcript is spliced from 2 exons. The record is from RefSeq and is a predicted model, not a curated record. NCBI's taxonomy places the organism in Eukaryota, Fungi, Ascomycota, Dothideomycetes, Mycosphaerellales, Teratosphaeriaceae. Bases 1 to 993 code for a protein of 330 amino acids.